UUUGAGAAAUGGGCGAGCGCGGUGGCCGCACUAUACAAGAAGAACCCUGAAGGUGCUGAAAUGGCUAUCGCGUCGACUUUGACAGCUAAACUGAGCGACGAAGCGCUGUCUAGUGCGGUGAAGGAAGCAACCGAAAGGGUGGCUCCUCUUGCUCGAAAAGUGGAGGAAGUCCAGCUCGACAAGUGGAUGCGCAAGGCUCUAUCAGCUGACGACGCUUUCAAGCUUCUAAAACCCAAUAGCGCGGACGAAAACAUCCUCAACAAUCCUUGGGUCUCGUACGUCACGAAGCUGGACGAGACGAAUGCCGAUGAGCAAAUGUUCGUGAUACUGAAGAGAAGCUACAGCGAGCAAGACUUGGCUCUGAUACUAGCGCGGUCGAAAGGGUUCUUGAGGGGAGAUGUUGCCAAGAGGAUGGAGGGGGUGCAACUGCAAUUAUGGCUGAAGGAGGGGAAAACUCUCGACGACAUCUUCACUCUACUGAAGCUGGACAAACAAGGCGACAAACUGUUCGAGGUCCCCGCAGUGGUAGCAUGGAGUUCGUACGCGAAUUUGCUGGAUGGAAGCCCUGGCAAGUCGAUGCUUUCAACUCUAACAGCAUACUUUGACGACUACACUAUAGCGAAAAUGCUUGCUGCGGCGAGGGUGGACGACGAGGUGAAGAUCAUCACGACCAAACUGGAAGACCCGCAUCUUUCACGUUGGAAAAGUGACGGCAAAUCUGCCGAUGACAUUUUUACGCUCUUCAAGCUUGGAGAUGAGGUCGACGAUGUUCUGGCGAAUCCAUUGUUGCCUACGUGCAUGGCGUACGCUGACAAGCUGAAGGAAAAUCCGUUCUCGUUACUGCUGGCGAAGCUCAAAAGGUCCCCAGACACGGACGACAAGCUCGCAAAAAAGAGUCUUACAGCGACGGACGGGCGCUCUACUGGCAAUCUCAAGGACGUUAACGCAAAACUCGAGCGGAUUAUGCUGGACAAGUGGGUUCAUGAAGGAAAAACUGCGGACGAUGCUUUCGACUUUUUACUGAAAAGAUAUCACAGGUUCAUCUUCGAAGUUCCGGCGGUAAACACCUGGGUCUCUUAUGUUACCAAGUUGGAAAAGGAGAACCCCUACCAAACCAUGAUCGCGGUCCUAAGAGGACGCUUCGGUGACAAAAAGCUCGACGAUAUGCUGGUUGCGGCAAUCGACAAGAUACACGCCAAGGCAGUUGCUGAGAGGCUGAGGGGAGAGCUUUGGUUAAGCCAAGAACGAACUGCCGAUGAUGUGUUCGAACUGCUGUAUCUUAAUGACUGGCGGCGGAACCUUUUCGACAGGCCUCAUUUCAGUACGUGGGUCUCGUACGUCGUUAGGCUGGAUAAGGAGAACGCGGACGACGUGAUGUUCUCGAUUGUGAAGUCUCACAACAACGACAAAGAUCUAGCGAUGAUGCUCACGACGUCGAAGAACGACCAAGUUGUGAAAAUAAUUGCUGCCAAACUGAAGGGUCAAUGA
This is a messenger RNA of Phytophthora sojae, 1488 nucleotides long. RefSeq lists its product as hypothetical. The transcript is spliced from 3 exons. The annotation marks the transcript as partial. The record is from RefSeq and is a predicted model, not a curated record. NCBI's taxonomy places the organism in Eukaryota, Oomycota, Peronosporomycetes, Peronosporales, Peronosporaceae.